Lacerta agilis (Sand lizard) is the source of this 2956-nucleotide messenger RNA. RefSeq names its product coronin 2A (gene CORO2A). The record is from RefSeq and is a predicted model, not a curated record. Lineage: Eukaryota; Metazoa; Chordata; Lepidosauria; Squamata; Lacertidae. Gene Ontology annotation, molecular function: actin filament binding. Gene Ontology annotation, biological process: actin filament organization. The transcript is spliced from 12 exons. Bases 110 to 1687 code for a protein of 525 amino acids.
GUUGCGGGUGCAAGAGCAGCAGGAUCUGAAAUCUUUGCUGCGGAGAGAGACGACUGAGAGCUGGGCGGGCUCGCCAGCCCUUUGACGCUGCACCAAAAAUCCAGGCUGCAUGACCAUCACAAAGAUGUCAUGGUCCCCUCAGUACCGGAGUUCAAAAUUCCGCCACGUUUACGGCAAGGCAGCCAGUAAGGAGAAGUGCUAUGACUGUGUGCCUAUCACCCGCAGUGUUCACGACAAUCACUUCUGCGCUGUGAACCCGCAUUUCGUUGCUGUUGUGACCGAAUGUGCCGGUGGAGGAGCCUUUAUUGUAAUACCAGUAAAUCAGACAGGAAAACUUGACCCGCAUUACCCUCGCAUCUGUGGGCACAAAGGGAAUGUUUUAGACAUUAAGUGGAACCCUUUCGAUGACUUUGUAAUAGCCUCAUGCUCUGAAGAUAACACUGUUAAAGUCUGGAACAUUCCUCACCACUUACUCACCAAAAGCAUCACAGAUGCACAGAAGGAGCUUCUUGGUCAUUCGCGAAGGGUGGGGCUCAUUGAAUGGCACCCAACUGCGAGCAACAUCCUUUUCAGCACUGGCUAUGAUUACAAAAUCAUGAUCUGGAACCUUGACACCAAAGAGUCUGUAAUUCAGACCCCGGUGAAGACAAUCCACUUCCACACGGACGUCAUUCUUUCCAUGUCGUUCAACACAGACGGGAGCCUCUUAGCCACGGCCUGCAGGGACAGGAAAAUAAGGGUCAUUGACCCACGCGCAGGAACUGUCUUACAGGAAGCAAACAACAAGUCUCACAGAGUGAAUAAAGUUUUGUUUCUAGGAAACAUGAAAAAGCUGCUCUCCACGGGGACAUCCAGGUGGAACAACAGGCAAAUUGCACUAUGGGAUCAGGGUGACCUUUCCGUGCCUUUAGUAGAGGAGGAUGUGGACGGGUCCUCGGGUCUCUUGUUUCCUUUCUAUGACUCGGACACACACAUGCUGUAUGUGCUGGGCAAGGGCGACGGGAACAUCAGGUACUACGAGAUAAGUUCGGAGAAGCCAUACCUAAAUUACCUGAUGGAGUACCGCUCCCCUUUGCCCCAGAAAGGAAUCGGUUUCAUGCCAAAGAGGGGUCUGGAUGUCUCUUCCUGCGAGAUCUUCCGAUUCUACAAACUGAUCCCAGCCAAGUACCUGAUAGAGCCGGUGUCUAUGAUAGUUCCGCGUCGGUCUGAAUCGUACCAGGAAGACAUCUACCCGAUGACGGCUGGAGCCCAGCCAGCCCUGACGGCACAAGAAUGGCUAAGCGGCAGUAAUAAAGGCCCCAUCUUGAUGUCUCUGAGACCAGGCUCCGUCAUCUUGAACUCUUUGCCGCCGCUCCCUGCGAAGGAGGCAAUGCUGGAGGCCACAGAGCCUGCGCAGCUCCGGGCCAGGGUGGCAGACAUCAUUGAAAAGCCAAGCAGGGUGCAAGAGAGAUGGGGGUACUGGAAUGCCGAGGAGAGGGGGCCAGAAGACAGGAAAAUCGGGCUGUCGAACGGUUUUGAUGUUUUUGAGUGUCCUCCGCCCAAAACAGAAAACGAGCUGCUGCAGAUGUUUUACCGGCAGCAGGAAGAAAUCCGGAGGCUCCGCGAACUGACGAUUCAGCGGGACGUGCAGAUCAAACAGAUGGAGCUGGAGAUUAAAAACCUUCGCAUGGAUUCAGGCAGGUUCUGACGGGACGUCCCUUGGCAGCCUUUGGGAAGGCGGUUCAGACUCCAGGACGGUGGUUGCCUCCAAGUACUACUGCGGGGAGAUUUUGCAUUAGAAGGACUUGAGAUCUUAUAGGCAACUCAUUGCCUGCCUCAAGUGCCCAUUUUCUGGAAGCCAGAGGCCGCUGGGAUUCUUACAGUUGCUUUGUUUACUAGCCACCUUCUUCGAACCAGAGAACGAACUGGUUUGAAAGUGGCCCCAGAGUCACUCUGGGAAGUCUCAGUGUGAAGGCAGAGGCUCCAGCAGCUCCCCUGUGCCUGUGUGUGCCCGGUACUUCAUUGAGGAGCAGCAAGGGAAUCUUCCAAGUCCCCGGUGCCCAUCUGAGCUUGGCCAUGUGGUGGUUUUGACUCAUCCAAGCUGCCCAGUAAUGAACCGUUGCAACAUGAAGGCAAAGUGGCUCAGGACUCUUCCCUGUUCCCCCCCGGAGCUGAACAGAGCAGGCUAAUUCUACACUGAAUUACUUUUGUCUCUCUCGUGGUCGAUGAUGGUGGCGGGGGGCAUGUCUUAAGUCAUCCGCUUCCCUUAGUUUUAUGGGUUUUCCUUUGCAAAUAUGGUUGCACUCAAGAGGUGAGGAGCAAAGAAAUGGGAGUCUAUCAUCAGUUAGUAAAGGCAAAAUCAGGAAUGCAGGUUUGUUUGGUUAUAAAGGGAAACUAAUUUCAAAAGCCAAGCUUUUGAAAGGGAUGUUUCAUUGUUGAGCCUUGUGAAGCAGACGUAACCAGAGCAUAUCUGCAGCUCCUGUCUAUACACAGUCAUCUUCCAACUUCACCCAUAAUAUUUCCAGAGGAUCACUUCAUGCCUUAAGCCAACAAUAGACUGAGGACCAAUUCUCUGAACUGGCUUCCUUCCAGUUGCCUCAAACUCAACCUUCCACUAGAUGCUUCUUCCCUCGGUCACUUUUCCACUGAAUAUUGUUGCCAGAAUUAAUAUGGGACAUUGCAGGGCAGUGUCCAGAAAGGAGUUUAGACACCCAGUUUCCAGCUCAUCUUAUAGAAUACUCCGUCCUUCCCGGUUUCACCUGGUUCCGAGCCUGUUUCUAUGAUUAUGCUUUUGCAAAAUCACAAGGCUCUUCUUUCAAAUGGUUUCCCAUCUUCUGCUCCGAUGCCUACGACCAAUGCUUUGCCUGAUCUUCCAUUGCCUGCUGAUUCCCACACAAGUCUAUGCAAAGCACUGCCACCCAUGUAAUUGUCCUUCCUGGUCUCGGGACUGACCACUUGAAAUAUCCAAAGACUGUGA